This is a messenger RNA of Nerophis lumbriciformis (worm pipefish), 1545 nucleotides long. Lineage: Eukaryota; Metazoa; Chordata; Actinopteri; Syngnathiformes; Syngnathidae. The record is from RefSeq and is a predicted model, not a curated record.
AUGAAGGCGUCCCUGGCCCCCGGCAUUCGGCUUAUCACGUCUUUCUCUCGGGACAGCUGGUAUCGAGGCUUCAUUCUUCUUCUUACCUUCCUUUUCUACACCGCCUACCACCUGUCACGGAAGCCCAUCAGCAUUGUGAAGAGUGAACUCCACAGAAACUGCAGUGGCCUCAUCCACCCGGCCGACUUGAACAUCACCAACAAUGUCACAUGGUGCAACUGGGCUCCCUUUGACCAGGACAACUAUAAGACACUCUUCGGCGUCUUAGACAACUCCUUCCUGGUGGCCUAUGCCAUCGGCAUGUUUUUCAGCGGGAUUUUCGGAGAGCGCCUACCGCUCCGUUACUACCUGAGCGUUGGCAUGCUGAUGAGCGGUCUGUUCACUUGUCUGUUCGGCUUGGGGUUCUAUUGGAAAAUCCACUCCUUGGGCUACUAUGCCGUCAUUCAGGUGUUCAACGGGUUGAUGCAGACCACCGGGUGGCCCGCCGUGGUAGCCUGCGUCGGCAACUGGUUCGGAAAGGGGAAGCGCGGCUUCAUCAUGGGUGUGUGGAAUUCGCACACGUCAGUCGGCAACAUCCUGGGCUCGCUCAUCGCCGGCGUUUUCGUGUCGUCGGCAUGGGGACUGUCCUUCAUUGUGCCGGGCCUCAUCAUCGCCUCAACAGGAGUUCUGUGCUUCUUCUUCCUGGUCGAAAAACCCGAGGACGUGGACUGCAGUCCUCCGCAGCAUCAUAAUGACUUGGAAAGUGGUGAGACAGAGCCUCUCCUGCAGAGUCCGUCUCACGUGGCCAACGGUUCCAUCACCGCCGCCCCCGUCGAGAUGCCGGAGAUUGCUGCCGGGCGCUCGGAGGCCAUCAGCUUCUGCGGAGCACUCAGUAUACCCGGCGUGGUGGAGUUUUCGCUAUGUCUGCUCUUCGCCAAGCUGGUCAGCUACACCUUCCUCUACUGGCUGCCACUCUACAUAUCCAACGUCGCGCAUUUUGAGGCUAAAGAAGCAGGAGACAUGUCCACGCUUUUUGACGUGGGAGGAAUUGUGGGCGGCAUUAUGGCGGGUCUCGUGUCCGACUACACGGGCGGUAGAGCCACCACGUGUUGUGUCAUGUUGCUGGCUGCUGCACCCAUGCUAUUCCUUUACAACCACAUCGGACAACGGAGCCUCGGCACGACCAUAGGCAUGCUCUUGGUUUGUGGUGGCCUUGUCAACGGACCUUACGCCCUCAUUACUACUGCUGUAUCGGCCGACCUGGGCACACACGAGAGUCUGAGAGGCAACUCCAGAGCGUUGUCCACGGUGACGGCCAUCAUCGACGGGACGGGGUCCGUGGGCGCCGCGUUGGGGCCGCUUUUAGCCGGGCUGAUAUCGCCAUCGGGCUGGAACAACGUCUUCUACAUGCUCAUCUCCGCUGACGUGCUGGCCUGCCUGUUCUUGUCCAGGCUUGUUUUCAAGGAAGCUCAGGGUUGGUGCGGACGUAUUCCCAGAAUCAGAGGCCGUCUAUUCGUGGGCAUGUACGCCUUUAAGGUCCAGCUGUCUGUUUCCCAUGUCGUCUAA